Armigeres subalbatus is the source of this 4550-nucleotide messenger RNA. Its product is annotated as zonadhesin-like. NCBI's taxonomy places the organism in Eukaryota, Metazoa, Arthropoda, Insecta, Diptera, Culicidae. The record is from RefSeq and is a predicted model, not a curated record. The transcript is spliced from 3 exons. The coding region runs from base 75 to 4253 and encodes 1392 amino acids.
CUCAGUUUGCUGUGGAUUCUUACGGCAGUUGGUCCCAGUUGCGGAAAAAGUGGAAAAGUGAAUAGUUUUCUAAGAUGGUAGUUCGGAAGAUACAAGCAUCCAUCGGCGCAGUAGUACUGCUUUUCUGGAUACUGCAGUUACAAUUUUCCGAAACUCUUUCUUCAGGGAAUAGGAAACAGCUGAAAGACCAUCAGCUCAAAAAACCGCUAAACAUCAGAGCUCGACGCUACUGUACGGACGCCGAUUGCAUCAAGACCUGCCCCUUGGAUUACGAACUGGACAACGAGAAACAAUUCUGUCGCUACCAGAGGUCAAUUUGUCCACCGAACUACAUCCAGCGUCACGGAAGCUGCGUCCUCGCAGAAGUGCAAUGCCCACCGGGAAGCGUCCGGCAGGGCAAUCGUUGCGUCGUCAAAACCAUGGAAUGUCCCAGUGGCUACACCAUGGAGGGGAACAACUGCAUCAACACCCGAUACUGCCCGGAAGGUUACCACUGGGAAAAUGGGUUCUGCUAUCGCCAGCAGCGCUCUCAAGUGUGUCCCAAUGGUUAUGAGAACCGCAACGGGAUAUGCAUUCAGAUUUGCGUAAACUGCGAUGCGGCAUGCUCUCAGUGUGAUGAGGAAAUCAUUCCGCUAAAGUGUCCAGCCGGGUACGACAUGCACAGGGGCAAGUGCCUGAAAAUUGUUCAAGGUAGAGCAGACAUAGUGCUACGGAAUGUCACGUACAGGGUACCGGUGGAAUGUGAAAAUGAAGGUGUCUACAACAAUGGAAUAUGUAUGCACAAGAAGUUCGAAAGUCCUAGGUGUGAGAGCGGAAGUUUUUACGCUGGAAGAUGCGUAGAAAUAGCCAAAUGUAGCCAAGGUGUGUUCACCAGUGACUGUGAAUGUGGUUCUGAAAGCAGUACAGCUGCCACUUGUCGACAAGGGCUUCCUAGUUCAGCUGGAUGUGUGAUAUCCAAUUGCCAGUGUCGAAAACCUGCUCAACUAGUGGGUGAAGUGUGCGAAGGUAGGCUGGAGUCUCAUCGAGCGUUUUGCGCGUCCGGUACGCCUUAUAAUAACAUUUAUUGCACUUUGAAUGCUCCACGUUGUCCAGCCGGGUUUUUGUUAGAAGGUUCUUUCUGCGUGAGGAAUAUGUCAUAUGCAGUGGAUUGUGGACGAUAUCAGUGGAACGAAGGAUGGUGCAGUAGUGCCGCCACAUGUGAAGCGGGGUAUAAACUACAAGAGAAUGGAGAUUGCGUACGAGAGAUGAGGAUGCAGAGGGAGGUUUGUCCAUCUGGGACAACCUAUGAUGGAGAACAUUGUAUCAGUAAUGCACCACUAUGUGAACCUGAUCACGAAUAUGACGAACGUUUCGGCAUCUGUGUCAAAUGUGUGGAGCAAGCAGUAGUGUGUGAUACUGCCGCGGGGUACCAACACAAUAACGGAACUUGCGUGAAAUAUGACCCUUUGUGCCCAUCUGGAUAUGUUUGGAAAGAUAACCAUUGUAUCAGCAAAUCUUCAAGCUAUGUGCAAUGUGAAUCUGGGCAUGUAGUAGAUAAUUACUGUGUCCACAGCCAUCUCAACUGUCCCGACAACCAAGAACUGGUGGAUGGCGUUUGUAUUCACCAGGAGAUACCAAACUGUCCGGAAGGUUCUGUUUAUCAAAAUGGACUUUGCAUGGCGGCUAAACAGUGUCCAGCUGGUUACACUGUUGGACAGCACAGUUGCGUUGAGGAAACUAGAACUUCUUUGAACAAAUCUAUCAAUCCGGAAUGUCGAUACGGCUUUCGCUACGAAAGAGGAAAUUGUAUAAAAACAAUACAAAUUGAAGCGAUCGUAGAUUCGCGGCCAUUGCAGUGCGCUAUUGGUUAUACUUUGACGCAAGGAAAAUGUGUUAAAGUGUACCACGGAUUAUUGGUUUGCCCACCGAAAACAAUUCAUAUGAAUCAGGAAAAUAAAUGUUUCUGUAAGGUUGACCUUGUGUGCCCCAAUGGGUAUGAAAAAAUAGGCGAUGAAUGUGUAUUCAGAUCAAUGGGAUAUUUCUCCCCGUACCUCAACUUCUUGAACCCUUGCUAUGGUCUUCAGUGCAGUUUACAGUACUGCUUAUCGCAAUGUUUCAGCCCACCAUGUCCGGUACAACCUUGCUCAUACGGAGUCCAACAGUUUGGUGCCGUAUACGGUGGCGCUAACCAUCAACCUUCCGACAUCUGUGGUAUUGGUGAGAGCUGUGUAACUCAAGAGAAUCUAGACACAAUCGUAAACCUAACCUGUCCGCCGGGGUAUCAAAAGGAAAACAACACCUGCAUUGCUUACUAUAACCGCGUCUGUCAAAACGGUUACACGCUAGAGAAAGGUGCUUGUUUGAAAAUUGAAGAAACAAGCGUAAUGUGCCCUUUGGGAUUCACGCUGUCUAACGGAACCUGCGUAAGAAUACGCUGCGAUGCUGAGUACACUCGAGAAGGAACCAUAUGUAGAAAAAUGGAAUACCAUUCUCCUUCGCCCUGCCAGAAAAACUACAUCUACAUUGAAGGCAUUUGUUUGCACAAGACUGAUUGCCUCGGAGGAUCAGUUGAAGACGGCCAUUGCGUCAGACGGAGAUACGAAAACUUUCAAUGCCCUCCCAAAUUUACACAACUAAACGAAUCUUGUGUUCAGAUGGCAACCUGUUCUGGCAAAGACAUGUUCUUCGCCGGAACGACAUGUCAGAGUACGGAACAAAUACAACUUAGAUGUCCAGCAGAAACUAAACGUGUUAAGAACAUGUGUGUCUAUGAUAACGGUACCAAGUUCGAAAAGAUCAAAUUGCUUCCACCGCAGUGCAAUGGAAAAGUUAUACAACAAGAUCAGUUGUGUUCGUACAUUGAAACACCGGCCUGCGGCAAAGGAUACGUUUUGAAGAAUGGGCGUUGCGUAACUUGUUCAUCUAAGACUCCACAGUGCGCUACGGACAUGGUCAUUAUCAAUCGCAAAUGUAUUAAAUAUCACAAACCUUGCAGAGAUGGUUGGUAUCUGACAAAGGAUGGUCAAUGCGUCGCGGUGAAUAUACGUUCCGCUACGUGUUCGCAGGGGAAACUAGCAUUCAAUAGAUGCAUACAUGGAUUCCCUUCGUGUAAGUCAGGCUACACAAUGGAAGGGAACAGAUGCGUUUAUAAAGAAAGAACAAUAGCAAGGUGUAACGAGGGAAUUUUACUCGGGGAAUCUUGUUUCAGCAUGUUGCAAUGUAACGGUCCAGACUUCGUGCUAUCUAACGGCUGGUGUAUUCGAGAUGAACACUUCGAACCAACCUGUAAUAGCAGAACAGCUCGCAAACGAGACAAAUGCAUUAGUGGGAUCUUGAAGUGCCCUGAGAACCACUACCAAUUCAAUGGACAGUGUUUCCUACAUCGAACAGCCCCAGCAGAGUGUCCUAACAAUGUGCGGUGCCUCGAAAACUUCUGCCCAAUUGCUUAUCCAAGUUGCAGUGCAUCCUUUAACUUCGAUGGAUCCGUUUGCACCAAAGUUAUAUCCCACGCUCCAACGUGCCCUACUGGAACAAUACCAGUUAGCACUGACCGUGACUAUUGCCAGUAUUCAACAGAACAAGCCGACUUCCACUGCCCUAGCGAAUACAACUUCAAAAACGGCGUUUGCCAAAAGCGCCAAUAUAUGGAAGCUAGUUGCCCAAAUGGUUUCCGGAAAAAGAUGGAUGCAUGUGCUCGCAGAGCAUGCGGCAGUGCCGCUCUGACAAUUUAUUGUGGUACACACGGCCUUGGUCCGUCUUCGCUAGGUUCCCCAUUGAACAUACCGCAUUUAUCUGCCCAACGCCCUUUCAACGCAACUAUUUCUGCGGUGUCCGUAGAUGAAGUCUGCUGCCAUAUCUACUCGCCAAGAAUCUGCCGAUAUAAUGAAGGGUCCGACGAAUGGAACUGCUUCCAUACCGAAAAUCGACGGUGUGGUACAUUCUGUAAACGUCCGGAACAGCAUGUGUAUCUUCGCACCGCAGAGUCCUACUAUUUCAACAAUAUCCUAAUUCUACUACCACCAGAGCAUGUUACCAAUACACGAAUUGAACACCUAGAUGAGGAUGACGACUAUGUUGUUGACACAAAGCCUAAUUGUGACGGGUGUACGGAUCGCAGCUACGAUUGUGAUAAUUACUGCUACACGUAUGACUGCCAGAUAGCCGACAGUCAAUGCGAAUUCAAAGACCAGCGGGAGUUUUGCUCUGCCCAUCCCGGUCCCGGAUGCACAACCAAAGAUGGCUGCUAUAGUCGAGAUUUUUGCGUUGUAGAUUAGAUCUCGUAUCAUUUACAAAUUGUUUAUUGUUAAAGGAAAUGGGCAUUUUCGGUUGUCAUUAAGUAGUAUUUUUUGCAAGGGCUUAAAGGUAGCCUCACACCUCAGGAAUUUGGUCCGCUGAAUUUUUCCCCAUGCAUUUUUGUAUAUGCGAUGUUUUCGGGAUUUGGGCACGGAAAAUCAAAAUCCCGGCCCCAUUUAAAAUGCACGGGGACCAAAAUCCGGCGGAAAAUUUUCGCGAAAAAAUCCGCGGACCAAAUUCCCGAGGUGUAAGGUGGCCUUAAGGUAGCCUUACCCGGA